AAGCAUGGGAUAGCUUUGCCAUCAAGCCGUAUUUGGUGGCGUGCACGUCGCCUUCGCAAACAUGCAUGUUGAUGAUGACGAUGAUGAAGAACGGACUGGAGGCCAAACAUACGCGCGCACACUUGUCCCUCACGUAUACAGUCUCACGCAUAAAGGUGGCCUGAAGAGAGUAGUUAUCGAAUGAAACAGGCUGGUUGGCAGCAAGCGGACGGAUAUCCAUAGCUCGGUUGUGCGCUCGUUGGUGGUGGUUGUUCACUGUUCGCAUUUGUAGAAUGCACGAAAGUACGCCGUACGAACCAAGCGACGAAUUCCACAGAUUCAGAAUCCGAACUCCGAAUAAAAAAUUGGUAUAUUACCUUAGAAUGCCAGUCGUUCUUACUUCAGUCUUCGUACAGUCUUUGCUUUAACCCGUUCCAAUUCUGUCCGCCGUCGCUCUAUUAAAUAAUUACAACAAAAAUCAAAUACAACAAAAAUAAACAAAACAUCUGAAACAAGCAUAACGAGAAUCGCUAUCGCAAAAACAAAAAUUUAAUACGAAAAUAUCUAAAUAGCAGCAGCUGCAGCGGCGAAAAUAUAAACAACAGCAAAAACAAAAUCCACACUCGCUAAGGGCAGCCACAGCAGCAGCAACAGUGUCUCAGUAUUUAACAACAUUAAGGCUUUCACCCCCGCUCAAACGUCACCGUCGUGCCGUCACUGCCGUUCUGAAUAUAGACUUCGAAGCCUCAGUCGAAGUCAGCGUCAAAGUCGAAGCCUCAGUCAAGCGUCAGCAGUCGAACGUCAGCACACGACGACAAAAGCCAACGAGAAGCUCCAGAGGAGAAGAAGACUCCGCGGAACGCACACAAAAUUUCAAUAUCCAAAUCAAAGUUGCGUUCAAAUCGAACACGGCCGCAAUAGUAGCAACACCGUAGCACCGAAACACGCGGACUCGACUCUCGAGAUAGCAAACUUUACCUACUAGUGAAUUCUACUACGACAAAGACAACGUCGACGAUCACAAUCAGCAACCAGAUAUCAGCAGAAAAUUGCAAAAUAUUUUCCAUUUCCGUUGAAUUGGUUUUCCAGUCUCAAUCAAAUCCAAUAAAUUCGUAAAUCCGAAAUUCAGCUUCAAAAAGUUCUUUAGCUGUAAUCAACUAUUUGUGGUAUCUACACGUGAAUCAAACGCUCGCUGUGUCUUUUCAAUCACACACUUGUGACAAUCUACAAUUUCUUGUAAGCAAAUACAGGAAACAAUCAUUGGAAAAUAUCAUUUAAUCUGAAGCGUUUCAAACUUUUACCUUGAAAGCAAAGCUCAUACAGGAUUUUAACAAACGAUUAAGUACUUUUAGAGUAUUUCGCUUAUUAUCAUUGAAUCAGUGAAUAAGGAAGCUAAUUCCAAACAUUAAAUAUUAAUCCAAAAUCCAAAAUAGAAAAACUCUUUUUAGCGAAUUUCAUCUUGACAAAUUUGUAGUUAAAAUAAAACAAAAAAUCGUGUAGCACAAACUUUGUAGUAUUAUCUUAGCGAAUUACUCAAAAGUGAGAUUAACUUGCAUAUAUAGCGUUUAAGUACCAUCAUAUUGAAAAUAAAAAAUUAUUAAACAACAAAACUCAAGUAUUGUAAAGCAACAAUUUGUGAGAAGAAAAUUGCAAAUUUAUUGAAAUCAUUAACCACAAUCAUUACUCUGAACUCACCACACAUUGAACAAAUCAAAAACCUUGUCGAACCCUGCCAUCCGAUUCCUUAAGAAGUCCUUUGCAUACCACAAAACGCGACUACAACUCGACAUUCAAAGUGUAGUAAAAAUCAAAACCGCGCUAAUAUCACUAAAAGAAUAUUCAACAAAAACAUCAGCUAAGAAACUGAAGCUCAAAAAAAAAACAAGUACCACAUACACAAAAGUAUCUAUAAUAAACCAAGGAAAUAACGUUCAAACAGAAACAAACAAAACCAAAUAAUUAAAGAUAAAAAAGUUAUUAAAACUUAACUGGAACAGUUCCUUAAAAAACGACUCGUCGUCAGUAUCCACUGUGCUAGUGAAAAUUGAAGUGUGAAAGACUGCGCUAAAGUCGAAUAGAAAAAAUAUAUAAAUUACAUAAUUCAACAACAACCACAGCGGUACAAAAAUCAUUCAUCAUUGACGCGUUAAAAGAAACGGUUGCAACAACAGCUUCAGUGACAGCGGCUUUGGCAACAGCGACAAUCAAAGAAGAACCUGUGCAAGAUUUAAUUAUGCAAAUGCAAUUGUUGCAAGCUCUCCCGGCGGCGACGCAUCUGCAUCAGUUGCACCAGACGACAUCACAGCCUCCGUCAGCAGCGUCCGCUUACCAAACAUACCCGGCCAGCAUGCUGCAACAGCACACAGCGCAGCACGCCCAACAACAACAGCAGCAAUUCCACCUGCAACAACAAUAUCAUUUUCAACAGCAGCAACAUCAACAGCAGCAGCAACAACUGCAAAUGUUGCACACCUACAUGCAAUUGCAGGCGAAUAACCUGGCCGCCGCCACCGGCACACCCACCAAGUAUCAGGCUGCUGCUGCUGCUGCUGCCGCUGCCGCUAUCCAACAACAGCAACAACAUUACCAGCAUCAACAGCAAAUGGCAUCGCCUCCACCACCGCCGUCUCAACAGCAGUACUUUGCCGCCGCCACUGCAGCGGCCGCGCCGCCACACCAGCUCACAAUAAUACCGGCGGCGGCCUGUAAUGGCUCUGCUGCGGUUGCUGCCGCCAUGUUCGCAACGGCCACUGCCACAGCUGCGGCGAAUGCCAACAAUGUCGGAUCAGUUGCAGCCACACCAGCAUCCGCAACACCAUCCAACAAUGUGAGUCCUCAACUCUAUUACCCCGUUAUACAAAUGCCGCUAGAAUUACGAGGAAGCGACGAACUUUUAAGUCAAGCUGCAGUUAUGGCGCCCGCUUCCGACAAUAAUAAUCAGGAUUUAGCCACAAAGAAAGCCAAAUUGGAGCCAAGCACUGUUCUUGGCGGAGUUGGCAAACCGUCAAAAGUCAUCCACUUGCGUAACAUUCCAAAUGAAUCCAGCGAAUCAGAUGUCAUCUCAUUAGGUGUACCGUUUGGUCGAGUUACAAAUGUGCUCGUCCUUAAGGGCAAAAAUCAAGCUUUUCUCGAAAUGGCCGAUGAAGUAUCCGCGACAUCGAUGGUCUCGUGUUACACUGUCACCCCUCCUCAUAUGCGCGGACGCAUGGUUUACGUGCAGUUCUCCAAUCAUCGCGAAUUGAAGACAGAUCAGAGUCACAACAAUACUGCUGUCGUAUCCAACGACUAUCGUAUCCAGUCGCCAGCCUCCGGCUCGCCGCUCCCGCUAUGCAACACCGCCACCACUACCAAUGCUGACGGCACUAUCGCAGUACUACAGAACAACUCGAAUGCAGUCAAUAUUAAUUCGACUGCAGGCGGACCCAACACUGUACUCCGCGUCAUUGUCGAAUCGUUGCUCUAUCCGGUGUCGUUGGAUAUUUUACAUCAAAUUUUCCAACGUUUUGGCAAAGUGCUAAAAAUUGUCACAUUUACAAAAAAUAAUUCAUUCCAGGCACUCAUUCAGUAUCCGGACGCUCAUUCGGCCCAGCAUGCCAAGACCAUUUUGGACGGCCAGAACAUCUACAACGGCUGUUGCACUCUACGCAUCGACAACAGCAAAUUGACUGCUUUGAAUGUCAAGUACAACAAUGACAAAUCGCGCGAUUUUACAAAUCCAUCAUUGCCACCGGGCGAGCCGGGCGCGGACAUAAUGCCCACCGCCGGUGGUUUGGUAAAUGCAAAUGAUUUACUUCUGAUCGCGGCCCGACAGCGCCCAUCCUUAACAGGUGAUAAAAUAGUGAAUGGACUCGGUGCUCCAGGAGUGUUGCCGCCAUUCGCACUAGGCAUAGGCACGCCACUCGCCGGUGGCUAUAACAGCGCCAUACCGAAUUUAGGCGCCUUUGCGCUGGCCAACAGUGGUGCUCUACAAACAGCAGCGCCUGCUCUGCGCGGCUUCUCCAACGUGCUGCUUGUGUCCAAUUUAAACGAAGAGAUGGUCACGCCUGAUGCUCUAUUUACCCUCUUUGGUGUUUAUGGAGAUGUGCAACGUGUGAAAAUCUUAUACAACAAAAAGGAUUCAGCUCUCAUACAAAUGGCCGAACCACAACAAGCCUAUUUGGCUAUGAAUCACCUUGACAAAUUGCGCUUGUGGGGUAAGGCGAUACGUGUUAUGGCUAGUAAACAUCAGGCUGUGCAGCUGCCGAAGGAAGGACAACCAGAUGCCGGCCUAACACGCGACUAUUCACAGAAUCCAUUGCACCGAUUCAAGAAACCAGGCAGCAAAAAUUAUCAGAACAUCUAUCCUCCAUCGGCCACAUUGCAUUUAAGUAACAUUCCAUCAUCGUGCACUGAGGAAGACAUCAAGGAAGCAUUCAUCACCAACAACUUUGAAGUUAAGGCAUUCAAAUUUUUCCCCAAGGACCGCAAAAUGGCGCUACUCCAGCUCUCAUCGGUGGAAGAUGCCGUUUUGGCGCUCAUCAAAAUGCACAAUCAUCAGCUAUCGGAGUCGAACCACUUGCGCGUCAGUUUCUCCAAGUCGAAUAUCUAAGCCGCAGCUACUUUGUUAAUAUAAAAAUAAAAUUAGCUGCAAUACUGAGGAACUGAGGAAAUCAUUACAUUAUCAGCAGAAAAAUAAAUAAGAACAGUAGAUUUUCAGCAGCAGCAGAAAUCAAUGGAGACCCUUAACUCAAGCUACAUACAUACAAUAGUCAUUUCGCAAUGAAUCCAAGAACGACCGCAGAAAAAUCGUAAAAGUCAGCAAACAAAUAGCAAAUAGCAACAACAAAUAAAGAACAAGGAAUCAGCAAGGAUAAUUACAUAACCUAAACCCAAUUUUACCACUCCAGAAGAAAAUGAACAACAACAAAAUUUGUAGUAUACAGAUUUUACUAAACUUUAGACUCAACAACAAUCAACAACAACUAUCUCUACACAGCCUAACUGAUAGAUGAAUUGAUAUUUACAUGUUUUGUCGCUCACUAUAUCUUUUUUAACAUUAUUAUUAUUCAGGAAAUUAUUGCUACCAUUUGUAAUCAUUCUUUUAAUUGAAUUAGUGAUAAUCUCUCAACAUACUUUAUAUACACACAUACAUACGUAUAUAGAUAAAAUCCGAAGAAAAUAUUUUUUUGAAGAAAUUUUUCGCAAACUAAAAAUGCAUACAAAAAAUUGCACACAAAUUUCAAAAACCCAAUAAACUACCCACCCACCAUUUUAAACUACCAUAAAUCAUAGUAUGUAAAACUACAAUUGCAGAAAUAAUAGCUUUGGUGUAAUUUAAAAAAAAAAAAUCACAUUUAAAGAAUAUCAUAUGUAUUGUAUAGUAUAUUUUAUGUAAGCGCAGCAGAAAUUCAAAUUCAGAUUAAAUAAUAAAAUAACUUAUAAUAAAUAUGUAUUGUAUGUAUGAGCUGAAUUUAGAUGAGAAGUCGCAGUUAUGUAAAAGAGAAGGUGUUUAAGUAAAUAACGGAUAAUGAAUCAGAUAUUCGCAAAAUGCAAGAGUAAAAUUCAAAGCAAAUUUAAAAAUUAUACAAAUGCAAAUUUAUUGUACUCUUUUUUUAUUAGUAUAGGAGGUACAAGAUAUGGAGAAGGUGAAAUGAAAACUUAAGUAGAUACAUACAUAAAUAUAUGUUCAAUGCGAUAAAAUAUUUUAGAAAGCUGUGUUUCGUAAAAAAAAUACACAACAUAUGUAUAAGUAAAGAAACUGCAACUGACUAAGUGACAAAACACGAGAUAAUUAAAAAGAAUUAACAUAUGAACUAACUGGUAGAGAGAGAGGGAGUUCCCAGACUAGGAAUACAAUUUGGCUGGUUUAUGUCUUUGCUGAUAAAUGUUAUUACUAAAAUUCUUAUUACAUACACUUAGAACAAACAUAAAUUAUAUACUUAUACAAUAUGAAAUAUUUAAUUAUAGACAAAGUGAAAGUUAAAUAUUAUUGAACAAAAGAUGCAUACAUUUAAUUAUUUAAUAAGAAUACCAUUGCCGUAAGCGUCGAAAGUUGAAGGAAAUUUAGUAAGAAAUGCGUGAAAUACAUACAAACACAGAUGCGCAUGCAAAAGCGUCAUACAUACAUACAUUCACCCAUACAAAUGUACAUCAAAGGAAAACAAGGAAUCCUAAGUAAAAAAUGUAAUAAACCAGUAGCAACAAGGAAUUACAGCAAAGUAAAGUAAAACAUAAAUAAAAAGUGCAUGUUUUUAAGUAUGUAAGUACGUAUGUGUGUUUAAUAUACAUGCAUAUGAUAAUCAGCUGAUGCCAGCACACAUACACACAUAGGGAUGUAUGCAACUGAGUUUACAAGUUUAACUUUAAGAAAAAUUCCAUAUUUAAAAUCAAAAAUUACAAAAAUAUAUCUGAUUGGAAGUUUCGAUGUUCCUCUGCAAUAACGACACAACUCAACACUCAAAAAAAAAAAUCUCUUACAACUGCUAAGGACCUCAUAUGUCUAAUCCUUGUCAAAUCCAUGUCUAAUUCUUACUAAUUACAUUACUACUUACUUUAGUGGGAAUAGAGACAUGAGCCACUUAACAGUAGUGAAGUUUUUUUUUUAGUUUUGCGUUGUGUUAUUGCAGAGGACCAUGGAAACGAAAAAAUAAUAAUAUUCAAAACAUUAAUGGUCUUAUUCAUAACAAAUAUAGUAGGUUUAAGGAUCUAUAUAAAAUGACGUUUUCAUAAAUUUUUCAGUUUAUAAACCUUUUUUAAAGCUACUUUUUUUAUGAAUAAGGCCAUAAAAAUACAAAAACAUUUUAAGGUGAUGAUUUUAUUUCAUACAAAAUACAUACAUACAUUAACUUGAAGUUGCUGCAUUUUUAGUAUUAUUCAUUAUAAAAUCAAAAAAAAGAACUAAAAAUCGAAUCUUAGAACAGAAAUUUAAAAACAGCAACAGCAGCAAAAGUGGAAAAUUUAUACAAGCAUAAGAAAAGUGAAGUAAAAUAUUAAAAUAUAAACAAAUUUAUAUGCAUAAAUAAGCAAAUGAACAGAACAAGUACCGAUCAGUAUAUAUUAUAUUAUAUACAUACAUACAUGCGUACAAGAAGUGUGGAAUGUAUUUUUAUGAAAAUCAAUCAAAAACAAAUUUGUUCGUUUUAUUAGUAAACCUAGAAUAAGAAGAAAAAGCCAAUAAAAAACAAACUGAAACAGAUUUACUCUUAUGAAAAGUGCAGUGCUGAUUUGAAUAUAAAAGAGCUUUAGGAGGGAAGCUGAAAGUGAAGCGGUGGACUGAGUUAUGCGACAGUGAAGUGAGGAAAGUGUUAGCAAAAUUAUUUGAUUUUUUUUUUUUUGAAAAUACUAUUUUUUGUAUUUGAAAAGUCCCACAAAAAGCUCGCAGUGAUAAGUUCACAGCCGUCGGUGUCGGUUAAGAGCGCCUAUACGUUUGAAAAUCCGAAGUUGAAGGACACAGUGGUAUAUAAACGUUUUGUUGUAGAGUGCAAUUUAAAAUAUAAAUUUAGGCCCCUGGCUGGCUAAGUAUGAGUAUUUCCAAUGUAGCUAGCCGUAUAUAUAUUUAGUGUGCAGAUACUGAUCCCUAUUUACUUACCAUGUUUCUAGCUGUAUGGAAAGGCAGACGAAGCAAAUUUGAAGCCAACUAAAUAUUUAUCGAAUCAUUGAUAGUAUAUACAUACAUGACGUCAUUUUAGAUUGAAACGUAGACCAAGGGGUUAUUAGUUUAGAAUCUCAACAAUUGCAGCUUCAUUUCUUUGGACAAAAACAUUUAAAAUUCAUUUAAAUAAUAUUUAUUUCGUAAAACAUUUGGGGCGUUUUUAGCUAAAAUCUUCAUACAUUCGCACUUUUAAAUAAGACAAUCGACUUUAAUUCAUUUGAUUAUAAGAUAAUUGCUGUUUACUCCUACAUUUGUGGAUAUAUUUAUAGGGUAUGUAAAGCAUAGAUUGCCGUUCCCUUAAAAUCGCAAUGUUCUAUAUCUUUUAAAUCGUUAGUGGCAUCUAGAAAUUUAUUCAAGAGUAAUUUACAUAAAGACAAUGGGAAUACAGCUGUUGGGCGUACCUUUCAUUUUAAAAUGCCAGCGAGCAAACUAAUUGAAUUCUCCAAGAACACGCUUUAUGGUAAACAAAAAAUGUGUUGCUAUGUAAUCGCAAGCUUAAGAAGAAAAGGUAAACAAACAGCAGCCGGUACUCAACGACUAUUCGAAAAGCAGAAAUCAGCAUAAAACUAACAGACACACAAACAGGAUUAAACGUAACUGUAAAACUAAUUACAUACGCGUACAUAUGUACAUGUAUGUAUGUAUUCAUCAAUAGCAUCGCCAAUCAGCUCAAUUAAAUUCACUUAAAAGUGAGCAAGAAUUAGGGAAUAUCUUAAAAAGAAUCAUAAAAAUCAUAAGCCAAGGGAAGGAGGAGGAUCAUACGAGCUGUGCUUUUGGAAAGAUGUAUGUGUAUACGUGGCUAGCUGGGGCACACAUACAUAGUAGUAUGUAACUAAGGCACUGCAAGUACCAACAUGGAAAUCAAACUGGAAAUUGGUCUUUACUGGUGUUCAGCAGAAAACUACGAUAUACAUGCGUAUGUUGCAGAAAAUGCAUAUGUAUUAAAACAAAAAUUAGUUAUUAUAGACAACCGAAAAGUGUGAAUAUAUACAUAUGUAUAUCAUAAAUUGAAUUUCAAAAUAUAAUAGGAAAACAUUAACUUUUGUGUGUAUUUGUAGUUAAAUUAAAAAAAAAGAAUUGUAAUUAGACAAGAAGAAACAAGAACACAAAAUUUAAUAAUACUUAGUAUACAAUAUUAUACAUAUACAUACUACAUACUAACAAUAAGUGAAAAAGUGAAUGUAUUAAAAUUUAUUAACGUAUAUACAUACAUACAUACAUAUAUGUACAUAGAUAUAGUUGUAUGAAACCGCAUUGAAGUAUGCGAAAAUACUGAAAUAUUAAAUUGCGGCGUUUUUUUGUUGAAUAACUGCGAACAAAAUAGAAUUUAUUGUAACUCGAGGUUAUAAAAAAAGUAUAAAAGAGUGCAUACAAAUUUACACAUAAACACCAACACACACUCUCAAUAAUAACAAAGACCUGAGCCAGGGUUAAAUCGCAUAUUUUAAUGCUUUAACCGAUUUUGUCUAAAAUUUAAUGAGUUGCAUAUGUCCACAUAUUGCUGUCUUAUUCAUUUUGAUCUACAAGUUACUCAGAGUGAAUUUGAGAAACAUACAUAUAUGCAUUCUACGAGCCAAAAAUGGCAGAAACUAAUGAUUUGUUUUUUUUUCUCGAUAAAACUUGGGAUGAGACGCAAAUUUCUAGUUCUGGUUUUAAAUUUGAAUUGUUUAUCAGCACCAUUUAAUAGCAACUAUCAAAGACAAACACAUCACCACAGACCAACCAACCGACCCCACUGCAAACAAUCUUUUUCACACAAAGCUGAACAGGGUUGUUAAUAUACAUACAUAUAUAAAACUACUGAAGAACAAUCGUUGAACACAAAUCAUUUUAACUAAGUAACCUAAAAGCUAAAAUAAAACAAAAUAAAAACAAUGCAAAAACAAAAAUGUAUUGAUGCAUAUACUAAGAAAGGAGUUUAAAAUUAAACAGGAAUUAUAAAACUAGUAUAAAAUAUUUGAAAAAAAAAAUUAUACACACAUACAUGCAUACAAGCAUAUAUUUAAAAACAUAGAAUAUCGUUUAGAACGUGUAUUAAUUAGCAAGUAUAAAAAAGGUGAUUGAAAAAAUAAUAUUGAAUUAAAUUUUAAAUGUAUGAAAUUUACAAAGCCGAAAAACCGUAGCUGAUGAAAGAUAAAAAUAAACUAAAAACAUAUAACAGUCAUAAUAUUCUCGUAUACAACAAAGUGUUAGUAAAAAGAGACAAAUUAAAGUACAGGAAAUUAUGAAACAUGAAUUGAUUUAAUAGAAUGUAAACACACACUCACUUGCAUACAAACAUACACACACAUACGUAAAUGCGGCACAAUUAAAGGCGAAACUUUCGUGACGCAUUUAUUGAACCAAGAGGUGCGUCGCUUUCAGUUUUUUUUUCAGAAAACUUAAGGAGCCACAGUUUAUUAUGCGCUUUAAAGUUGAGCUGAACGCCAUAUUUGCAAUAAUCGCAGGUUGCCUAGUCAAUCACACAUACAUACACACUAGAUGAAAAUACAAUGCAAUAGGAGGAGAAAAACAACCAAAAAUGCAGUGUUGUAGUUGAAGUAGGGGACACCAAUCAUGCGAGUUCAUUUUUCGUGAUUUAGCAGAAUUGUUAGAAUUUUUUAUUUUUUUAUAUUUUGGAAUGCAGCUGUUUAAGGGUUAAGGUGUAUUUUCAUGUAAAAUAAAAAAUUUGAAUUAAAUAAAAAAACAUUUUAAAAUUUUUAUAGCAAAUUAUGGCACUCCAUCCGUGUUAAUGAAGGUACAUUUUGUGUGUUUCCAUUCAUUUAAAAACUUUAUAGUGCAAGUAUUCUUUAAUACAACAAAAUCUUGGCAUGCCGCAGUCGAAAUAAGCCACAUACAAAAUAACUGUAUUCAAAAUUAAAAUCGUUACGGUUUAAAAACUCAAAACCAAUUAAAGGUAGUCUAAAAGAACGUUUACAUAUGAAUGCAAUGUCAAUCAGGCCCGUUUCUGCGAAAUUAAUAUUUUAUUGAAAAUACUUUUACACAUUUGUCUUUCUUGCUAUCCUCCGUCUGUGUCUACUUUCACAUUUGAUAUUUCUGUUACUCUUCACAAAAAUAAUCGAUAAAACUAGGUUGAACAACGAAAAGUUAUCGGCUUAAUCUGGGAUUGUUUCAUCAUUAUUAGCAAGGGAUGAAUUUUGUAUUCUGUUUCUUGAAUCACAGUUUAGUGAGUUAGCUCGAAAAUGAGGAUAAUCUCUGCAUGUGUAGACAUGCUUCAAGUAACUAUGUACGUAUGUAAAAAAGUUCCUAUGUUUUUAAAACUCGUACGCAGUAAAAACAAAAACAAUAGAAACAAUAGAGAAUGUAACUUACAAAAACGAAGCACGCCAACCACAACAACCAUGACGACUUUUAUUUUAAGUACAGAACUUAGCAUUGGUUCGUGAAAGUGUUAGAAAGCGUUUUUAAAGUCAAUUUGAACGUUGGCAAUCAUCUAUAGGAAAAUUAACGAAAAACAUUUUCAAAUUGAUCUCAAUGAAAUAUCAAUGCUCUUCAAAACGUAUUAUGUUCUUAGUAUAAUCAACCGCUAAUCGAAAUCUCGGUAGAUCAUUUAUUGUUCGAAAAUGUUUAAAUUUUUUUGUUAGUUCUUUCGGAACGGACUGUUCGUUUUUCUGCCAACAGUGUGCGGAAAAUUUAUGUUUCGCUUUUUAUAAAAUUUCGAAUGCUAUUCUCGUAUCUUUGUGCCAAUUUACCCAAACAUACAGACAUACAUAUGUACAUAUCUUAAGCUAAAGAAAGCGCUUUGCUUGCGACAAGCUGAAGCAGAAGCGAAUCUUAAACAAUGACUACAUACCUACACACAGUCUUUAACAUGAAUACCCUGCAGGUAAAGCCAUUAGUGGCGGACUAGAAUAUAGACUAUGACCAGUUAGCUUCUCAACUUAACUAGUUCGCGCAGCAAUUUUAUUUUUUAUUUUAAUGCAUUUUUUCGUCACUUUUAAAGGUCAUAUUUUAAAAAGAAGAAUAUUUGAAGAAAAUUUCAUGUAUAACUUUUAUGGUAUUCUUUUUUUCAAAUAAAAUUAAACUCAAUAAUUUAUAAUUUAUUUACAUUUGAGUUGAAAUAAUUCACAUUACAUAACUUACUUGAACUCGCAAUCUCUGAACCGGAAGUGCUAGCCCUCACGCGACGCCCAAGCCGACAUUUAUAGGAACCGCAAUUAAUGUGUUUAGCUUUGGCUUUAUCACUCCAAAGGCAGAUGUUGCUGAUCGCAUAAGAUGUUCGACACUGUCGAACACGUU
Molecule: messenger RNA, 11848 nt
Organism: Rhagoletis pomonella (apple maggot)
Lineage: Eukaryota; Metazoa; Arthropoda; Insecta; Diptera; Tephritidae
Gene: heph
Product: polypyrimidine tract-binding protein 1
Biological process (GO): mRNA processing; regulation of RNA splicing
Cellular component (GO): nucleus
Molecular function (GO): mRNA binding
Source: RefSeq, a predicted model, not a curated record